AUGUCUGAACUAUGUUCUAUUGAGAUGUGCAAAAGUUCAUCUUGUACACAAUGUCAUUGUUGCAAUAAAAAAUUCUGUCAAACUCAUUUUAUUGAACAUGAUAAUCUACAAUUGACUUCAUUAGCUGAUGAAAUUAAUUUAUUGAAUGAUCGACUGAUGGCAUUUAAUGUUGAGAAAUUGAUUGACGAUUCUCGUCAAAAACUUGAAACAUGGCGUGCUCAUUGUCAUAAGACAAUCGAUGAUAUUUUUGAAGAAAAAUGUCAAGAAAUCAAUCAACGUGCAAAUGAAAAAAUAGAAAGACAACGAGAUGAAGUUUCUAAGAUGCAAUCAACAGUGGCUAAACUCAUUCAAAAACAAGAAACAACUAUGAAAGACAUCGAUUUACUGAAGGCGACUAUUCAAACAAUAGAAAAGAAAAUAAAUAAUAUAGAACAAACAUGUUUUGAAGUCAUUAAUCGUCCAUUAGUGAUUGACGAUAAUUUAAUUCGUAUUGAAGAGUUGUAUAUACCUCACCUUGAUUUGUCAACACUUCCACCUCCAUAUAAAACAAUAAAUCACACAGACGGUAGUUCGAUGGUCAUGGGUAUUAAUGAUCGAUUCUUCUUGGUACACCAAGAAGCAAAUUUAUGUUUGAUGGAUCGAGAGUUCAUAGUCGUCAAAACAAGUCGAUGGAAUCAUGACUGGAUUUGGGAUAUAUGUUGGUCAUCAACAUUAGCUCGAUUCUUUGUGAUAACUCAAAAGGAUGUUUUCAUUGUUGAUGAGAACACAUUGUCUAUUGAGCCUAUACAAAUAAACCGAAACCAAAUAUGGCUUUCAUGUACAUGUUCUGACAUAUCAUUAUAUCUGUCCACAUCGAAUGUUGGCUCACCUAUUUAA
Messenger RNA from Rotaria sordida, 876 nucleotides. Lineage: Eukaryota; Metazoa; Rotifera; Eurotatoria; Philodinida; Philodinidae. The record is from the annotation of a GenBank genome assembly.